Molecule: messenger RNA, 3779 nt
Organism: Coregonus clupeaformis (lake whitefish)
Lineage: Eukaryota; Metazoa; Chordata; Actinopteri; Salmoniformes; Salmonidae
Gene: ggcx
Product: gamma-glutamyl carboxylase
Exons: 15
Coding region: 183-2525 (780 amino acids)
Biological process (GO): peptidyl-glutamic acid carboxylation
Molecular function (GO): vitamin binding; gamma-glutamyl carboxylase activity
Source: RefSeq, a predicted model, not a curated record
GUUUCAGGUUCCCAGUCGAUUUUCCAGACAACUUUCCUUAGGCUAGUACACGGACUGUGACACGUACCCAACAGUUUACGUGUGUUGAAUAACUACUUGGGGUAGGGAAAAGGAGGGGAAUUGUACUAUUAGGGUGACAUCCCUGUCAAAAUAUCAAGUGUUUGUAUAACCGAGUUGGAAGCAUGAAGGCAGGGGCGUGCGACAAUGCUAAUGCAGGUGCUCCUUUCAUUGAGCAGUCCUCAGGACAGGGAGACUUGUCUGGGAGCAGUGAUGAGGGGGAAGGGACCAUGGACAAGGACCCAGUACCAGCAGCAGAGAGGGCAGUGGAGACUGAGAGCAUGAUGAAACGGCUGUUUGGGUUUGAGAAGGAGGACCUGUCCUCCUGGCAUCGCUUGGUGUGUCUCCUAAACCGCCCCACUGACCCUGCUUCUCUGGGCAUCUUCCGCUUCCUGUUUGGCAUGAUAAUGGCUAUAGACAUUACACAGGAGCGAGGCCUUAGCCACCUGGAUUACAAGUACCUGGAUGGAGCUCCUGUUUGCCGCUUCCCUCUCUUCAACUUCCUGCAGCCGCUGCCUCUUGAUUAUAUGUACCUGGUCUAUGUGGUGAUGCUCUUUGGUGCUGUGGGAAUCAUGUUGGGCUGUUUCUACCGCCUCUCCUGUCUCAUGUUCAUAUCCACCUACUGGUACAUCUUCUUCCUGGACAAAACAGCAUGGAACAACCACUCUUACCUCUACGGCCUCAUUGGCUUCCAGCUCACAUUCAUGGACGCCAACAGAUACUGGUCAAUAGAUGGAUUACGUAAUCCUAAAAAAAAGAACGGCCAAGUUCCACUUUGGAACUACACUCUUCUGAGGUUUCAGAUUUUCAUAGUAUACUUCAUUGCUGGAAUCAAGAAACUGGAUGCAGACUGGGUACAGGGAUACUCCAUGUCAUACUUGGCACACCAUUGGCUUUUUGACCCUUUCAGGAUGAUUCUUCCUAAUGAAAUGGUGAGUCUGCUGGUGAUCCAUGGAGGUGGUCUUUGUCUGGACCUGUCUGCCGGCUACCUGCUGUUUUUUGAUGCCACACGCCCUUUUGGCAUUUUCUUUGUCAGCUACUUCCACUGCAUGAACUCUCAACUCUUCAGCAUCGGUAUGUUUGCCUACACUAUGCUGGCCACGAGUCCUCUCUUCUGCUACCCUGACUGGCCCAGGCACUUCUUUGCCCGCUUCCCAAAGAUCCUCAGGCCCGUGCUGCCGAUCACGUCUCCUCCCCCACAGCCCAGCACCUCCUGUGUUUACCCAGAGACCCAGCACACAUCUACGGGACCACAGGACACCCCUCCUGCCCCCAUGGCCUCCAAAACACAGUUUAAACACAAGCUGGCAACCCUGUUCACCAUUCUGUACCUGGCUGAACAGUUCUUCCUGCCUUACUCUCACUUCAUCACACAGGGCUAUAACAACUGGACCAAUGGCCUGUAUGGGUACUCCUGGGACAUGAUGGUCCACUCCCGAUCCCACCAGCAUGUCAAGAUCACCUACAGAGACGGAAAAACAGGAGAUGUCGGAUACCUCAACCCUGGGGUGUUCACUCAGAGUCGGCGAUGGAAGGACCAUGGGGACAUGCUGAAGCAGUACGCCACCUGCCUGAGCCUCCACCUGCCUCACUACAACAUCUCUGACCCAGAGAUCUACUUCGACAUAUGGGUGUCCAUCAAUGAACGCUUCCAACAACGGAUCUUUGACCCCCGUGUGAACAUUGUGAAGGCAGACUGGUCACCAUUCCGCCUAAAUCCCUGGCUCAUGCCUCUGCUGGUGGACCUCUCUCCCUGGAGGACCAAGUUCCAGGAGAUCGAAGGCUCGUUGGACAACCAGACAGAGAUAGUCUUCAUCGCAGACUUCCCAGGUCUCCACUUAGAGAACUAUGUCAGUGAGGACCUGGGCAACACCAGUGUUCAGGUGCUGCAGGGCCAGCUGAAUGUUGAGAUAGUGGAUGAGAAGAAGAACUACACGCUCCAACCUGGAGAGCAGAAGCAGCUUCCUGCUGGGGCCUACCAUAAGGUGUACACAGUGUCUGAGGGGCCGUCCUGCUACAUGUACAUCUACGUCAACACCACAGAGGCAGCGCUUCAGAGGAACUUCACUAAGCUGUUUGAGCUGCAGGAGCGGGUCCGCAACGGAACAGAAACCGAACCCCUCCCUCCAGAGCUCCAGCCACUCAUCACUGGAGAAAAUGAUGAGGGGUCAGAGGCCAAUGUGAUGGAUCCCGUCGUUCAGCUGUUCCUACGGCGACAGCGGAGAAUGAAAGAAGUAAAGAAGCGCAGGGAAGCCAAUGUGUACGAAAGGCUGAACCGGUUUACUGUGAAAAAGUACUACAUGUUGCGGCGAGCGUUCCUGAUGACAGCCAUUGCAAUGCGUAACCUGGCGGUGGGCCUCCCUCCUCUGGAGCAGCUGACCAGGGAAGUGGCCUUCGCGAACAUGAAGGAACCAGAGACGGAGGCCAACCAGGACCUCAAGGAUGAAGUCGGCCACGAUGAGCUCUAGGAGUGUGUAAAUCAUUUUUAAGUGAAUGUGCUUGGAUGACAGUGAGAAUACGCUAGUCUGUUACUACACUGGGUACACCAACCCAGUAAGCCAAAUGAUUUUCAUUUGAAUGGUUUUGAACAUUUGGAAAUGUUUGAAAUUAUGCAGGGGCAACUUUCUGAUUGUCUUAUGACUGAUCUUCCUGUUUAACUGAAAAAAUACAUUCCUAGGUUGUGCAAGAUCACAUUGUUCAUUUUGGUCUUAUUUCUAUAUUGCCAGAAGUAUUAUAAUUUUAAAUCCAACAUGCACCUUCACAAAAUGUAUCUCUUUGCUAUGCCUAACUUUAAUUAGUUUUUUUUUUUAAUUGAGACUGACUCCAGUUGUGAAAAGUGGUAGAGCUGAACUUUAUAUGCUACAGGUAACUGCCAAAAUCUUAAAACCCCCGAAGUUUGAUGUCCACUCCCCCGCGGAAAUCGAAUUAGCAUAAUACAACUCUUAUGGGUUAAUAGGGUGUUGGGCCACCACGAGCCAGAACAGAUUCAAUGCACCAUGGCAUAGAUUCUACAAGUGUCUGGAGCUCCAUUGGAGGGAGGCGACUCCAUUCUUCAACGAGAAAUUGUUGAUGGUGGUGGAAAACACUGUCUCUGGCGCUGCUCCAGACUAUUCUAUAAGUGUUCAAUUGGGUUGAGCUCUGGUGACUGAGAUGGCCAUGGCAUAUGGUUUACAUCAUUUUCAUGCUCAUCAUACCGUUUGGUGACCACUCGUGUCCUGUGGAUGGGGGCGUUGUCAUCCAUUCGGGGCACAGCCAUGGUAACCAAAAUAAUGGCCUGCCCAGCAUUUUUAUACAUGACCUUAAGCAUGAUGGGAUGUUAAUUGCUUAAUUAACUCAGGAACCACACCUGUGUGAAAGCACCUGCUUUCAAUAUACUUUGUAUCCCUCAUUUACUCAAGCGGUUCCAUUAUUUUGGCACUUACCUGUAGCGUUACUCUGAGACCAAAUUAUGAUGUUGUGCAUUAUGAAACCGAUGGUAACAAGUCAAACAUUGUCACCAUUUGCAUUCCAAAAUGCAGUUGGUACUUUUCAAAUAAAGAGCCUGAGCAUGAAAUAAAUGGCAUUCUCAGUGUUUGAACUUAAAAGCUCAUGACCAUGCAUGUUUCAGAUUUUGUCAACCUUUAAUACAUGGGGCAAAAGUUUUAUGAAUAUGUAGUCAACACAAAUGCAAGGAAGUUUCACUCAUGAUUUGAGAAAAAAAAUAAACCAUUAUGGAAAUGUCA